Daphnia magna is the source of this 4818-nucleotide messenger RNA. It is a transcript of the gene rdx, whose product is annotated as speckle-type POZ protein. Gene Ontology annotation, molecular function: ubiquitin protein ligase binding. The transcript is spliced from 9 exons. The record is from RefSeq and is a predicted model, not a curated record. Gene Ontology annotation, cellular component: cytoplasm; nucleus. Gene Ontology annotation, biological process: proteasome-mediated ubiquitin-dependent protein catabolic process; regulation of proteolysis. NCBI's taxonomy places the organism in Eukaryota, Metazoa, Arthropoda, Branchiopoda, Diplostraca, Daphniidae. Bases 742 to 2190 code for a protein of 482 amino acids.
GCCAGCCUUUCAGUCGUCAGUCUGUCGUGUAGUAGUUCGGACCAUCGAGCUGUGAAUGACUCUUCGUCGUCUAUUACGCGCACAGCAGUACGGCAUCGUGUCAUGUUUUUAUUGCCCUUGUCUGCUGCAAUGAUUUGAUUCGGUUUGCUCUGGGGAAAAAGAAACAUAGCAAACAUUGAUGUGCAUCGUUUGUUGUUUGCGUGGCAUCGAUGUGAUUCAAGUGCAUCGUAAUAUAACGUAGAAAUUGUCGUGCAAAACCGAAAUGUGUCGAUGAGUGUGUGUGUCGGGAAGAAGGCAAAAAAUCGGUUUUCUUUAGUAUAUUGAAUAACGAACCAAGGUUGUUCUUUUUUCGUUGCAUUUUUCCCUUUUUGUGUGUGUGUAUUGUAAAUCACUGUUUUGAAGUGAAAAUCGAUCGCCUCCAUUAGCAGACGCCGCUCUCCUUUUGGCUCGCUUGUCCACACACACAUUUUUUUCGUCGACGUCUUUGUGUUUGUUAGUUGUUAUUUUUUGCGCUCGUUGGAAUCGGUUCGUCUGCACCCUAGUUGUCACCUGUGUGUUUCGUGUAUUGAUUCAAAGACAAGAAAGAAAGAAAGAAAGAAAGAAAGAAAGAAAGAAAGAAAGAAAAAAUCCAGAAUUUCCAAAGCUGUAACCCAACCGGCAUUGAAAAUUUCUUCCAAGGCGGCUGACUCGGGACUGCUGCAGUUGUUAAGAUCCGAAAGGAUUUCAAAACUGGCCAAUAACAUGGCAUCGGCUAGGGCCGCUGUGCUGAGCGAAUGCACUCAGACACAAAGAGGGACGAGCGCCAGUCCGAAUGGAUCCAGUGGUUCCGGCAGCAGCAGCAGUAGCAGCAGCAGCAGUGGCAUCGGAAAUAGUGCAAGUAGCAGCACAUCCGGUAAUACGACGACAUCGUCGAGCAGUUCGAGUAGCACCAGCAGCAACAACAAUAGCAACAACAACAACACCACUUCUAGCAGCACGAGCAGCACCAGUGGUGGCAUAGGAGGCGGUGGUGGCGUCGGUCUUGUUGGCGGCAGUGGCACCACCAGCAGCGGCGCUACCAGCAACAUGGCCAUUUCCAGGGUACCGAGUCCUCCUCCUCCGGAAGCGUCCACACCCGUCGCUGAAAACUGGUGUUACACUCAAGUGAAAGUCAUACGAUUCAGCUAUAUGUGGACAAUCAAUAAUUUCAGUUUCUGCCGAGAAGAAAUGGGCGAAGUUCUCAAAUCAUCGACUUUCUCUGCCGGAGCCAAUGAUAAGCUCAAAUGGUGUUUAAGGGUAAAUCCAAAAGGACUUGACGAGGAGAGCAAAGAUUAUCUGUCGCUCUAUUUGCUGUUGGUUUCAUGCAAUAAAUCUGAAGUUCGUGCUAAAUUCAAGUUCUCCAUCCUCAAUGCCAAACGAGAAGAAACAAAAGCAAUGGAGAGCCAAAGAGCCUACAGGUUUGUCCAGGGCAAGGAUUGGGGCUUUAAAAAAUUCAUUCGAAGGGAUUUUCUUUUGGACGAAGCCAAUGGUCUCCUACCCGACGAUAAACUGACACUCUUUUGCGAAGUGAGCGUGGUGGCCGACAGUGUCAACGUUUCAGGCCAGUCCAAUGCUAUCCAGUUUAAAGUGCCAGAUUGCCGUCUGGCUGACGACUUGGGUCUUUUGUUUGAAAACCAGCGCUUUAGUGACGUCACACUAUGCGUCAAUGGACGAGAUUUUCAGGCUCAUAAGGCGAUUUUAGCGGCGAGGAGUCCCGUCUUUGCCGCCAUGUUUGAGCACGAGAUGGAAGAACGGAAGCACAACCGUGUCGAGAUUUCCGACGUGGAUCAUGAAGUGUUACGUGAAAUGCUUCGCUUCAUCUACACGGGCAAAGCAGCCAAUCUUGAGCGUAUGGCUGAUGACUUGCUGGCCGCCGCCGAUAAAUACGCGCUGGAGCGAUUGAAAGUCAUGUGCGAAGAAGCCUUGUGUACCAAUUUGUCAACAGAGAAUUCUGCCGAAGUGUUGAUACUAGCCGAUCUCCAUUCGGCCGAUCAGCUCAAGGCCCAAGCCAUAGACUUCAUUAACACACAUGCAACAGAUGUGAUGGAGACGGCGGGCUGGAAGUCAAUGAUACGGUCUCAUCCUCAUCUGUUGGCUGAAGCUUUUCGAGUUUUGGCUACCCAACAGAUCCCUCCCAUAGGUCCGCCAAGGAAGCGCAUUAAGCAAAAUUGAAGCGGAGAAAAUACUUCAUUUGUAUAAGAUCCCGCGCGCGCCCCGUCCUUCACUCAGCCAUCACUACCAUGGUCCAGAAUCCCGAAGUCGUACGUCUGCGUCCCCGCCCCCUCCCUCAACGCCCACCCAACUAUACGUAACUUCUUUUGCUGUUGCACAGACACAGACACACACACACAGGCAAGUUUGCGAUGAGCUUACGAGACAAUUAUCAUUUGAUAGCUUAGUCGAUAGACAGCAAAACCUCGUAAACAAAAACAAAAUAAUAAAAUCAAGUCUCUUUAGUUUGUCAAUAUGUUGGAAAGGUAAUAAGGGGGCUUUGCAGAUCUCGUCGUGUUACUGUAUUGAGCGCCAAACCCCGCCGCCCUCCCUCUCACAAAUGCUCCAUCUGUGCCUUCCAUAUGGUAUCAGCCACUUAGGCAAACGUUUGGAAUCCGCAUAUUGUCAAUUUUUUGUUUUGUUUGCCCACCUCAGAUAGAUUCCUCCAUUUUUAACAAUUCAGAGCUCUUCCUUCCUAACCAUCGUUAAAAGUCUUUGAGUUGAAUGUUAUCGCAGUCGGGUGCCCCCCCUCAACGUCAAAUUGCAUUUAGAUGUGGGAUUCGUGUUAGACGAACGAAAAGUCGGCGAAAAAAAAACAACAUUUAAACAGACAAAAACAAACAAACAAACAAAAAGGCUGGGCAAUGCUUUUUUCGCGAACACGUUGGCGCCAUGUUCCUAAGCGUUUCAUAUUCGCGUGCAAGUACGGCCAAAAACGACAGGUUGGUUUUCAAUAGCCAGUCUUCACGUCGUCUGCUAAUAUAUACACAUCCAUAUAUAUAUAAAUAGAGAUAUGUACGCUUAUCGUGUUUUGCGAUGUCCGCCUCCAUGAAAGCCUGUGGACAUCGUGAACGGUAUGCAGCAUAUCGAUGUUUAUAUGUAUAUUGACAUGUACGUAUUUGUAUUCGUCAAUGUGUGACGCAUACCUGCCCAUGAUCUCUUCGCAAGUGAAGAAUGGUACAUUUUUCUUUUUAAGUUACGUCCCUGAAGGCGGUCUCUUUUUUUUUUUUUUUUUUUCAUAAUAUAGUUUCCGGUGAUGUUUCAUGAUAUCAAGUCUAGUAAGUGCCACAUAAAGCAUCCAAUUGUCAUUCACUCUAGGAAAGCACUUUUUAUCUCGAGGAAUAUAGGCGUGUUUCAGCUGUUGGGCAUUUUCCACCAUUUAUUUUAUUUUUAUUAUUAUUAUUAUUAUUUUAUUUUUUUUAUGUAAGACGGGAUACCAUUAUCGACUGUCGACUGAUCCUGGCCGAGAUUUCGAAACGAAAAGCCGGUGAUUAAGAGAUGUGCCGAUUAUUAUUAUUAUUUUUUUUUUUUUCUUCUCUUCUUCUUCUUUUUUUUCAAAUAUUUGGAGGGAACGGUCAUAGCCGAGUUCUGUACAAGAAGGUGUCACCAUCAUCAUUCUCUGCUCGAAUAAGAACGUGAGCGGAAUCUUUGCUGUGAUACGCAUCGUUGUCCAGUAACUGAUAAAACGCUAAUUGGAAAAAAGGAUUAAAAAUAGAAAAAAACUCUCCAGUUUUUUUGUUUUUAUGUUUCUUUUUGCUAGGCUUGGAUGGUCAUCAGUAUUCUUUUUCAUGAGUGGAAGACUUUUGAAUUUAUGUUUCAGUGUCACUUUUUUUCCUUUUUUUCCCCCAUCAUUGUGUAACAAAGUAAUGAGCAGUAAGAACGAUGAGCGAAUUUCAGUUACCGGUAUAAUGUUCAUUCGUAGUUGCCAAUCAAGAUGGCAGAAAUUGAUCUUUGCGUUACGUUCUUAUUCUGAGCUACAAGGCGAAUAACAUUUUUGGAAGUUUUCGUUAAAAUUUUGCGUGAAAAAAAGGCUUUCUAAUAGCACCUUGCUGUUCUUUUGUUCUUCAUAAUUUUAUUUUUAAUUUUUUGAGAAGUCCCACCAAUUUAUUUGCCAUUUUGAAAAGCGUGCCCAAGGGCGUAUGGAUCCUGAAAAAUGAUGAAAUGUACAAAAAUGCCCUCUUCGCUUAUUUGUCAUCAGCGGAGCAAACGAUACCUCAAUAAUAUACUAUAGUUGAUAAUCCUGUUCCGAUAAUUGUUCAAUGGAGCAACCACUUCACGCAAACUCGUCUGGAUUUAGUUUUGGAGCUAUUUUUCAUUGAAAAGUAGUUCGAAUUCCAGAAAAAGGCCGGAAAAAUUGUAUCGAUACUUCCGCACCGAUUGGCGACAAAAUCACACUUUUGGACUGGGCCUACAUGAAACAGCGGCUAGCCAAAACGUUAAAAUAUGAUUUCAUUCGCUAUGUUUAGGUUUAUACAUUUUCCGACAAUGUUUGGAAUAAAAAAUAAAAAAUAAAUAAAUAAAAAAAAAAAUAAAAGAAGGAAGGAGAAGAUCGGCUUUCUGUCUAAAAAUGAGAUUUGUUGUGAGUGUUCCUGUCAAAUGCAUUUAUAGACAAAUCCAAUAGGUAUGGCUGAACGCUUAGCUGUUUUUGUUGUAUUGUUCAGCGCAAAAGCUUCGUACUAAAUGACGAUUGCCCAUCCUACUUCGCGCCCCCGUGUUCCGUUGUAAAUUUGCCGUUAUCUGUUGUAGGUUUCUCCCAUUUGCUUCCACACAUGUUUGAUCGAACUCAAUACAUAUUUCACACACUCAGAA